Molecule: messenger RNA, 6701 nt
Organism: Anopheles coustani
Lineage: Eukaryota; Metazoa; Arthropoda; Insecta; Diptera; Culicidae
Product: G1/S-specific cyclin-D2
Exons: 5
Coding region: 944-2059 (371 amino acids)
Biological process (GO): positive regulation of G1/S transition of mitotic cell cycle; regulation of cyclin-dependent protein serine/threonine kinase activity; mitotic cell cycle phase transition
Cellular component (GO): cytoplasm; nucleus; cyclin-dependent protein kinase holoenzyme complex
Molecular function (GO): cyclin-dependent protein serine/threonine kinase regulator activity
Source: RefSeq, a predicted model, not a curated record
UGGUCUAGCUGGUUAGACGAUCUUGAAGUGCAAAAAGUAAACACAGCCGAAACAGUGUGCAGUGUAGUUCCCUGGAAGGUGGGGUAACACUGACUGUGGUGAUGAUCAAAGUAGCACAGUAGCGCAUCAAUCGCUAUCGCUUAUGAAUCAACAAACCGAUUCAGACUGAAUACAUGUGAAAUUCGUGAUUGGCGAAUGCCACCGAAGCGAAAGAGAACGAGACGGGAAGAACAUUCUUUUCCGCAUUUCGAGUACAGUUAGAUCCCAGUGUGUUUGGACUUUGGAACGACUUGCCGCAGGAACAUACCGGUUGAAUCCUGCAAAACCGCUGGAUCGUUAGACAGGAAGCAAGUGAAAACAAAAGAUACCUACAAAAGACUGUAAAGACUCCGGACAUACGGCAGUAGUGAAUUUGACGGUGUUCUUCCGUUCAGCGGAAACACGUUUUCAUUGCACCCUCUCGGAAGUCUAGCUAAAGUAGGCCGCAUUCUGUGAGUGAAGUGACAAACGAAGUGAAGAAGAAUAGAACGUCCGGCCCCGAAAAAAUCAAGCAGCCGUCGACAUCAUCUACGUCGCGAGACAGAAGCACUUUCACACUUUUUGCUCGCCAACCAAAUUCAAGCCGAGUGUGCUCAGUAGUGUGUCUGGUUCCACCUCGACGGACGACUCUGUUGCAGAACAUCGACGGUCACCGAAAGCAGCAGAGCAGCACAGUAUUAGAGGAGGGUUGUGAACCAAUAACCACACCAACACCACGCGCGAAUAGGUGACGCGUAAUAUAGAAGAUUUUACCGAAGAAGACCUGCUCCAACACCGUCGAACAGUCGCGAGAACACGCUGGCUCUUUUUUAGCGAAAAUUUUCACUUCGAAACCAUCGCCUCAAGAGCCGGCGCCUACUUAGGUGUGUGCGGUAGAAGGUACGACGUUACACGUACCGACGAUAUGGCACCGCAAGGAGCAACGGCGACGGCCGUCCCGACGACGGCCGCGAUGACCGGCGCAUCCACCGCCAGCACCAGCCUACUAGCCUCCACACCCGACUCCGCCCUCGGCAGCAGCAUCUCCUCGUCCCCGUCGUCCAGCUCGGCCAACAGCAGCACGACGACACAGUUCGGCCUCAGUCACCUGUCCUGCGGGGAGAUCAUCUACGCGGAGGUGGACAAUCGGUUCGCCGAACCGGACCGCCACAUGAUCGCCGACGAUCGCGUCGUCCCGAACCUGAUGCGGCUCGAGCGGCUCACCAUGCCCAAGUGCAACUACUUCCUCGACGUUCAGCGAGACAUCAAGCCGAACAUGCGGAAGAUCGUCACCACGUGGAUGCUGGAGGUCUGCGAUGAGCAAAAGUGCGAGGAGCAAACGUUUCCACUGGCAGUGAACUUCUUCGAUCGCUUCCUGUGCGCCCUGGCGAUCGAUCGCUACCACCUGCAGCUGCUCGGCUGUUGCACCCUGCUGCUGGCGUCCAAAAUUCGCCAAUGUCAGCCAUUAACGGUCGACGUGCUGAGUGCCUACACCGACCAUGCGGUUUCGCCGGAUCAGAUAAGGAACUGGGAGUUGCUGUUGAUCAGCAAGCUCGAGUGGAACAUCAACGCGGUGACGGCGUACGACUAUGUUGAUCAUAUUCUGGAGCGCGCCAAAUGGGGCUCGGACGACGCCAGGCUGCGUGAGCACGCGCACACCCUGAUACACGUCUGCAAUACCGAAACCAUCUUCAUGCAAGUAGAACCCUCCCUGCUGGCCGUGUCGUGCAUCGCAUCGGCCACCCGCGGUCUCAACGUUUCGACGAAGCUGGCCGUCGGCUACGACCUGUGCCGGGUGACGAUGCACGCCCUGGACAAGAUCGACUUCAUCGUCAAGAUCAUCGAGGAGAUCGUAGCGCGCGAAAUCGCCGACAAGCAGUGCCAGCAGCAGGCACAGCUCGCAGCGGCCGGCAGCAGUUGCAAGGAGCAGUACCAGCAGGCACCCCAGAAGCUGUCCGCCUCCACCGCCAACAGUAGCAGCGGGCCGCCCCAGCAGCAGCAACCGGAAACGCCAACCGACGUGCAGUUCAUCUACUUCUAAACGAGAUUUGGCGCUCCGCAGUUCCCAAUAUCAGAUUCUUUUCCCCCCCCUUGCAAGAGAGUGUGAUCAUUAAUAGGUCAAGCAAAUGGCCCCGAUUUACCACCUCCUACCGGCAGCGAUGGAGUUGUUUGAGGUCAGCCCAUUGAUAAGAACGACGUGCAUUCGCUUCCCCAUCCAUCAUCACCUGCGUCGGAAAAAGGGCCGAAGACGCCGGACUGUAAAGAGAUGAAGACGGCGAAGUUUUUCAUACGAAAUGAAAAAAAAAAACCAGGAACACGGGUUGCACCGGGGAGGGGAAAGAGUUUGAUCACCAAAAAAACACAUCGAAGAUAAAAACCCACAACACACGCACAAAUUGAAGGAUUUCACUCAAACAAACUGCGCUUGGCGCACACCGUGUACGUGUGCGGUUCAUAGGUCUUAAGUUGGUUUACUUCAUUACUAUAGCUAUACAUAGCUCUGGAUAAGCUUCAUUCCGCUUUUCCCCCCAUAUCCGGCGGCGCAAUGGGGGGUAGAAGAACGCUUUCCGCGCGCCCGUUUUGUACAUAUUAGAAGUUACUAGGAAUUCCCCAAGCCCAUUCAUUCAGGAUCCGCGCAACACCGCAUCCCCAUUAGCUUAUAUUAUCAUUCGGUCUUAUUCUUACUGAGAGAGAGUUAUGAGAAUUUUCCAUUAAUUUUUUUUUUUUGCAUUUUGUGUUCGAUUCUAUGAAACUGUUGAUACAUUUUGAUGGGAGAGGAAAAACACGAUUUAGCAGCGUUUUGAAAUUUUCACACAUUUUCUUGUUGUUACGUUGUUGUAUGGGGGGGGAGAGAGAGAGAAGGGUGGAGAAGCCACACCACCACACGUCCACCAUCAAUGGUACAGUUUAUUAUCGGGGUUUUUUUUUUGCUCUGUUUGCUUGCAUCCUCUUAAUAAUAACUGCUCGGUGGCGACGACGGCGGCGUGUUGGCCACUCACGAGCAGCUCGCGCCAAUGGGUCGUGAUACUGCGAUAACGCCGACGACGACGACGACGCGACAAUGUACAAAACGAUAUGUUUGUUUGCUUGCAUGCUGCUGGAUGGAAAGGAGGGGGCAGGGAGAGAGAGAAGGAAAAGAAAAUUAACCAUAGAGAACGAGGAGGAAGGGAGGGCCCCCGGGGGAGAAAGUAAACAAGCGCAACACGUCGAUGAUGAAAAGGAGCCACACUGAUAGCAUUUAAAGAGACCCCGAGACGACUGAAUGAACCCCCCCUCACGUUCCUCACUUUCUACCUUACCAACCACCUCCUCCUCUUGGGUCUCUCGUUAUCCAACCUUUCGGCGGCGCGCGCAGAAAGUGCAAAAGAACGCCCCGGGCCACACGAUAAGAAAAGUGAGCGAACGACGAGGAAAGCCCACCACACCACCACCACAACCAACUCUUUUGACGGCAUACAUGUAUCGUACCUCUCUGGCGAUAGAAGCUUUCUGGUUGGGAACACAAUUUUCUUUAUCGGCUUUCGAAGAAAAAGCAAAACACACGCUGAAAAAGAAAAACAUGACCCACUACCCUCAACGGACCGAAGGUGUUAUUGCGGAUAUCCGUGACGAGAUCGCAAGCAAGUUCCAUGGGGCUGCGCUCUUCUAUCGCCGCGCUGUUCUCCGGCCGUUUGUUGUAAAUAGUGUUAGGGCCAUCCUUUCGGUAGGAGAACAAUGUUGCUUGUAAGCGCAAGCUUGACGUCGUCACCGUCACCGUCAGUCUUAUUCAGGUUCCGUAGUUCAGCGGUGUGGCCACAGUUUAGAUUUCAUUUUUCAUUCUAGUUUGUUUGCGAGCAAUUUAUUUUCUUUUUUCUUAUAAAACAACUGUUACUGUUGUGUUUUUUUCAUUCAUUCCUCUAUACUCGACUGUUUUCCUCAUUUAAAAUGUUCUUGUUCGUUUCUAAUUCAUUGGGGAUUUUCUAUAAAAAAAAAAAACUAAAAGUUUGAUAAAUUUGUUUGUAAAGUUAAAACAAAAGAAAAGAGAUGAUGAAAGUCUCUGAAAUUUGAUAUAAAAUCAUAGAUUUUUUUACAAACGAAAAAGAGAGAGGGAGAAAAAGAAACAAGAACACACACUGAAUGAAACAACAACGAAGUAGGAACAUUCACAAAAUAAUAAUAAAAAAAAAUAUAAGAAACAAUCGGAAACUACAUACGCUUUUGAUGAUAAGUAGUAAAUGCGGUGCGCCACCGUGCGCGUUGAAUUCUACACAAUAGUUAAUAGGGAAAGAGAAAGAGAGAGAGAGAGAGAACACAGAUGGAGAGAAGAAGGGAAAAGAAAGCAAAUGAAAAGUGUCAAAGCAUGUUCUUUCGAGCAAAACAUUGGUGUGUUGUAGUAGGAGGGGGGGUUUGGAGGAGGAAAGAUGUUUGUUGGUAGAGUUGUUCGUUAGCUCUAAAGGUGGCACUUUGCUUCCAGCUGAUUUCCUCUCAGAUAUGUACGCCUCCCUCCCUCCUCUUGCACACCAACGUCGAAGAUACAACGAUGCAAUUGCAUUUGUCUAGAUACUGGAGAGGGUUUUUUUUCCUAAAAGAACUGAAUAUUCAGGUGCUCACCCUGUGCACGCCGUUACACAGCCUAUGUACUGUUUAAAAUUUAAGAUAAUUUUCAACAACAACAACAACGAAAAAUGAAAAGCAAAAAAAAAUCUAACUGAAAUAAAAAAAAUGUAGGAUAUACUGUUAAAGAAAAGUUACGCUUGUACAAAUAGUAAGAAGGAAGAAGGUGCCCAAUGCAUAACAAAUGUGGAAAGGUUAAAUAGGAUGCGGCAGCCGGAAAACUUUACGCCCUCGAGGAAGCAAGAUUAGUGUCGUUCUGGUUAUGGACCCUGUAACAUAACCAAUGGACAGUUGUGCGUUAAGUUGUUUUUUUUUUAGAGUGUAGCCGUUUAUUGCCAAAGAAAAUGUAGUAAGUCGAAUGUAAGCAUAAUAGGAAGGAAAAGAUGGAGGGAAAAAGGAGAAAGGGGACUGUUUGUGAAAAAUUGAAGUAGAUAUAGAAUGAUAUUAGAAGAGAUGGCGGGAAGAGGAGGGACACAUUCUCCCUCCCACAACAUUAGGAUGAAGAGAAAAGAGAGACUACUAAAAUACAGACCAUUUACAACUCCACAACAAAUACAAACGGAACAUUUCACGCACAAACAGCCCAACUAGCUGCCGGGAUUUAUACACUUAUCAAAGCAAAUAACAAACAGCGCAGUUAUGAAGAAAAGGAAAAGAAAACGCUCGAGCAAUGCCAUUACAACACAAACAUAGGUUUAGAAUUCAGAAGCUGCUAAGCUGCAUUUGCAUUGGAUUUACUAAAAGAGCCAUCUCUCGAGCGCCGAGAGUAGUAGAGUCGUCAUCGCGGGCCGACAAUGUAAUUAGUUCUAUGCUAGGCACCCAGCAACACCCACCCUCUCGGUCUCUCUCCGUCUUUUCGCCUUUGGAGAAGCAAUGGGAAGUAGGUUAUAGGAGAACUGUAUCUUAGUUAAGCAAGCACACACAGUUGUGGCGUUCGUUGAAUGAAGGUGGUAACUUUUCCGGUGUUUUGCCAUGAACGAUCCUCGAUUCUCGGUCUAUACCACCACCAUCAAUGCACCUUUUUCACACACAGAUACACACGUGGAACACAGCACGAGAUUUAAAUUUUAGGGCAGUCCGAUCUCAACCAGUAGCAGGAGCUAAGGAAACUAUCAAACAACUAGCAGUGAGUUAUAUGGUGUUAGGAGAAAAAUACUACACACCGGAAGCGGAGGAGGAAGCCACAAGGCAGAAUAGGAGAGAGAGAUGUGAAUAGCGUGGAUAUAAUCUUUUUGUAACUAUUUUCAUGUACAUACAGUUUAAUAGAAGGAAAUAGGCAUUUAAACCAACUAGGAAGGGGAGAACUUCUUAGGGGCAGUUAAACGAGAGGAAGAAUUGUUCAUAAAUGAUGCAAACGAUAGAAAGCGAGAGAAAAAGGGGAGCAUUUUUGACAAUCUUCAACGAAAAUGAAGCGCGCACUACCUACUUAAAAAAAAAAGAAAACAGAAAUGAACUAAUAUAGGAAAGAUAUUCUUCUGGUAAUUGAAUUGCAUUCUUUUGGCGCAUUUGAUUGAACCGACGAGACACACACACACACACAUGGGGAGGAGUGUAGGGUUGUUCUUUAUGGUACUUUCCAUCUUUUUUUUUUUUUUGUUAAUCUAGUCUUAAAUAAGAGAAUUUAUAUUUUAUUUAUACGAACAUACAAACGAAUACCAAAAUUAUCAGCAAGAGUUUGCGGGGGUAGGAAGGAAGUGGAAAAAACGAGACAUAAGAGGGAAAGAACCCGUUUUGGAUGAAGAUAAGGAAAAAGAAAUGCGUGCAAAGUGAAAUCUUCUGUGGGUAGGAAGAAGUUAUGAAAAAAUACAUCGAGUUUUAUACCAUAAACGAACGGAAAAUUCAGACUGUUGAAAAGUAGGCGCUCAAAACACGAAAAGAAAACGGAAACAAAACAAUGCUGAAUAGAGCAAGUGAACACACAUGCAGUUUUUGUUAGUGUGAAACACAGGAUUUCAAUGGAUUUCGAUGGUAAAAAAUAGGAUUAUAUUGUUGUACUAUACCAUAAACGCGGAAAAUGCACAGAACUACUACUACUUCUACUACUAGUACUACUACUAGAAUAAGUGUACGGAUAACAAAUAAAAAAGAAU